AUGACAGAAAUCGAGGCCGACGUCGCUCACAGUACCGCCGACGAGGAUCAGGCUAAGGCCUCUGGCUCCUCCGCACAGCGAUCAAAGGAACGCAGGGCGGAGUUCAUCCGUCAAGCCUCACAGCCGUUCGUCAGAAGAAGUCGAUCCAGCUAUAAACGCAAGCCAUCUACCGAUAAGCAGCCGUCAGCGCAAUCGUCCACGGACACAGAGCAGCUAAGCCGUUCGAUCGACGGCAUCGACGAGGCGGAAAGUGAAGAUGCUCCUGACGCGGACAUAGAUGACGAAGGGCCCAUUUUGCACACCCGAUGGCUGCGCUCCCAAGACUCUGGCAAAGGAUGGGAAUCCUUCUUGGUCAAAGACAGCCGCAUUCUCGAAGCUGCCUGGAAGAAUUGGACCGAACAGAAUGGUGGCAAUGUCGAGCUACCCCAGCUUCCAGAGUCGGAUGGCAAGGUCAAAGCCGGAGAGGUCAAGGAUUCCAUAGACGACUGGGAGCCAACAGAUCCUGACGCGGAGAGCGUUGCUCACAGGGUUGCUGUGGGGGUCGAUCGACUCUAUGAUGCCGACAUCAGCAAGUUUCAGAUUCGCCCCGCAUUCUGGAAAGGACCUUCCCUGCGCAUAACACGCGCCAGCUGGUUCUUCGAGUCCAACAAGCUCUCACCCUGCUCGACAGCUCUUGCGGCCGAGCUUGAAUCCCACUUCCAGACACUGCGACCAUGGCUCUCUUCCUACACCGACGAGCUCAAGUCUUCUGUCUCUCUUGGUGCUGAGGCCGAGGCCAAGCUGAAGUGCGACCUCAAGACGCUCAAAAACAGCUACGUCAUCUUCCAGGGCCCACGACUCGCUCGUCUCUAUCAAGAAAGCUUCUCCAAUCGCCUGUCCAAGCAAUUCUUCACCGCUUGGACUGGCGAGCACAGCGGAGGUCAGCUUCUCAUCCGUGGAUAUCAGACACAAGCGCAGCUCACCGAAGCCAAGCGCGACAACUCGGCUUCCAAAGCAGCUUCACGGCGUUCCAAAGCUCAGAGACAGUCGUUCUCGUCCGAGAAGCAGGCGCCUGCAACUCAAGAUGCUGACGGAGGCGCCGCAGAACUUGAGAGCAAGCUAGCAGAGGCGCUGCAAGACGGCGACCACGGCGACCCAGUCGUCGUUGACGAUGCCGAGAUCACCGACGUCAAAAUUUCGGACGAGCAACGUGAUAAAGAGGGAUUGAUUACCACAGACAGCAACAACGAGCUCCAGGUUCUGAGUGCAAGCCCCUCGCAACCCUCCUUGAACAUCGACAAGACCCACAUUCAAGCUACACCGCCCAAUGCUGGAGCAAAAGCCACUUUACGAACUCUGUCGGUCAUGGCAGCCGGAGGAGUAGCGUCUCGUUCGGCGCCUGCCAACGAGCUGCUGCGCUCGGUUGCAUCUAGGCUUGGCGUCUGGAAUGGCGACGAUGCCUCUUCUUCGUCGACGGACAACACCCUCGCUUCUGACUCGCAAAAGGAGCCCGGAUCAGUGACGCCGUCUCUAGAGGACAACAUUCGCGAAUCGUUCAAGGAAGCCCAGCGCAGAGUGCAAGGCGAUCUACCGGCGCCGACAUCGGAAGCAGCACGUGUUUCUACCGAUACAGCCCGAGAGAACCAAGACGAAGACGUCCGAGCAGAUCGGAACGAAGUCGACUGGGACGACCCGGAUGCUUUUGACGAGGAGCAAGAACGAGUCGAAGCGAAAGCGGAAAGCGAACGACCGCCCGAGCUUUUGCUCGCUAUCCAUGGGAUCGGACAGAGACUGGCCGGUGAAGGAUGGAAGAGCUUCGAUUUCACGCUCGCCAUCAACACCUUCCGCGUCCUUCUGCAGACUCGGAUCGACACGUCUAAGACCCCCAGCGAGAUUGGCGGUCGCGGUCUGAAAGGACUGGCCGCCAAACGUCGCGUUCAGAUUCUACCCGUACUUUGGCAGACUGGCUUCCAUCGGAUGGAAGAAGACGACGAGAAAUGGGCAGAUCACAACUCGGAUGCCGAGGAUCAAGACUCGAUGAUGUACGACAACGGCGUCGAGCUCGAGAUGGAGCACAUCUUUGGAGACGACGGCAUUCCGAUCGUUCGUACACUGGUCAAGGAUGUCUUGAUGGACAUCCCCAUGUACUUGUCGCAGCACAAGGCGCACGUCAUCCGAUCGGCGACGCUCGAGGCCAAUCGACAGUACCGCCUGUUCGUCAAGCGCAAUCCUGACUUUGAGGCCAAGAAAGGCCGAGUCCACAUCGUCGCCCACAGUCUCGGCACCGUCAUCUCGUCGGAUCUGCUGUCUCAGCAGCCGAACAACGUACCCCUCGUUAAAGAUCUGAGCCGUCAACAAGUCCAAGAAGCAGCGAAUCAGCAUCUCUUGUUCAACACGCACAGCUUCUUCGCGGUGGGCGCUCCCAUAGCCCUCUUCUUCGUUCUGCAUCGUGCGCAGCUCAUCGCUCGUAGUGGUCGUGUCCGCUCAAGUCGCUUCGUACAAGACAAGCCCGGCGUGACACUGGAUCAAGCAGGUCAGUAUGGCUGUCUUGCUGUCACCCAGUUCUACAAUAUCUGGAACCAGUACGAUCCGGUGGCGACGCGGGCUACUCCAUGCGUCGAUGUGCAGUACGCAAAGCUGCUCAAGCCCGUGCCGCUCAACAAAGCCAUUCGCAGUGUUCUCCGAGCCGAUGCGGAAGCAGACAACCACGACAUCGCCGAAGAUGGCGGAUCGCAGUCGUUUGGGUCGGGUAGAGAAGGAGACUCGGACUCCGGCAUCGCCAAGCGCAAAGCGGCAGCUGCCAAACGGACCAAGGGCUUCUUUGGGUCUUGGAGCAAGAAGGCGGGCGAAGCAGCCAAGACCGUGAAUCAAGCACGACUAGCAGCGAAUUCCAUCGCAAAGGCGGCUGCCGAAGGCGAUGGCGACCAGACUGGCGACGAGAGCGUCCCUCGGUCCAGUAUGGACGUUUCGGAUACGGACGAAAGCAAAGGAUCGCGUCAAGUCGAAGACCUUCGCUCCAAGAUUGCCGCCAAAGCGCGCGAGGAAGAGAAGCGCAAAGUGGAGCGCGACCGCAUCGCCGACGAAGACAGGAAGAAGGGCAUCAGCGACAAGCGCAAGGCGAGAGCGGAAGCCAGGCUGCGAGCCCUCAACCCGCUCCAUCGGAUCGAUUAUUACAUGCCAGUGGAAGGAUACAGCCUGCUGAGCUCGAUCAACCAGUAUGCAGAGCUCAUGACGGCGCACAUGAGCUACUGGACCAAGGUUGACUUUGCCGACUUUCUCAUCACCCAGCUCAUGGCCGACAAUGAUCGUUUGGAAAGGAGUCUGGACUAUCGUGACGUCGAGGGAUGGGAAUGA
Molecule: messenger RNA, 3333 nt
Organism: Kalmanozyma brasiliensis GHG001
Lineage: Eukaryota; Fungi; Basidiomycota; Ustilaginomycetes; Ustilaginales
Exons: 1
Coding region: 1-3333 (1110 amino acids)
Cellular component (GO): cytoplasm
Molecular function (GO): metal ion binding; glycerophospholipase activity
Source: RefSeq, a predicted model, not a curated record